GCAAACACGUUGCAUCUUCGCGAGUCAAUUGGCUGCACCACUACAAGUUUACGCUGACCUUUCGAUUGAGCUUCUCACGUCGAGAUUUGCAUUUUGAGUGCGUUGUAGAUGUCUGAGAAGAUCUUCCGGUAGCCUACGCAUUCCUUAGCCCACACUGGGUAUCGUCGCUAUAUCAUGUCGAACCGCGCUUUCGAUACAUCAAAGCUGGGAUCUGGCUAUGGCUUUGAGAGCUUUCCUAAACAGAGACUGGAAAUGCCCCCGACUUGGGCUAUCCUCGUGGGCCUGACCUUCUUAGUAGGCGCGCUGUUGUUUUGGACGUACGUUGCCCUUACACUGUUCGCGCCCUCUCCUCGACUUCCACGACCAUCUGAGAAGCAAUACGAAACCAUAUUGCCUGACGGCACACGAAGCGGGCUGAAGCAACUGCCAUGUUGGCUGGACAAAUGGGCUGCCGAGAAGGAAUUGGCGAAGAAAGAGGCUGCGAAGACACCGGGAACAAAGGUCGUGAUACCGCCACAGAUGCCUAUCGAAGAGGCGGAACUGUUCAUGACUGUUGUGGUUCCCGCGUACAACGAAGAAGAGCGAAUGGGUGGCAUGCUGGAAGAGGCUGUGGACUACCUACAGAGGCAGUAUGGCUCAGCGCAUGCAGGCGAGAAGGGUGGCAAGGAAGACAAGGGCUGGGAGCUACUGAUUGUUAGCGAUGGCAGCACGGACAAGACAGUGGAGAGGGCGCUGGAAUUUGCCAAGGAACAUCAAUUGAGCGAACACCCAGUCCCAAUUGCUGGGCCAUGGACAAAGAACGGUACUGAAAUGACCCUUCCCUCCACCCAUAUUCCACAUGGUAGUAUUCGUGUCAUCACUCUGGAAGUGAAUCGAGGCAAGGGUGGCGCAGUGGUUCAUGGCAUGAGGCACGCACGAGGAAAGUACAUUGUCUUCGCGGAUGCAGAUGGCGCAAGUCGUUUCAGCGACCUAGGCAAGCUGGUCGAGGGCUGUAGAACGAUUGAGGAUAUCGAUGGUCGAGGUGUUGCAAUUGGCAGCCGAGCUCACCUGGUAGGCAGCGAAGCCGUUGUCAAGCGCUCCAGGCUCCGCAACUUUCUCAUGUACUCCUUCCAUCUUCUUCUGCGCGUCAUGACUCCAGCCGCAACCGCCCGCAUCAAAGAUACACAGUGCGGCUUCAAACUCUUUUCCAGGCCGUCUCUGCCAUAUAUCGUGCCUUACAUGCACUCAGAAGGCUGGAUCUUCGAUGUUGAGAUGCUCAUGCUGGCCGAGAGCGCUGAUAUUGCCAUGAUCGAAGUCGCGAUAGGAUGGAAGGAGGUAAUGGGAAGCAAACUCAACGUGAUCUGGGAUAGUAUCGGCAUGGCUUGGGGACUGGCGUUGCUGAGAGUAUGCUGGCUUAUUGGUAUAUGGCAACGGGAUUAGAGUAUAGUCAUAUCGAAAGUCAGUCGGCUUGGACCGCCCCGCUCGAUCUCUACCAUUUUUCCAUUGCUUCUACAAACGUUCUCAUCGAGAUCACGCUUGAAUCACGCCAAUCCGGUUAGCAAGCUGUACGUAUGAACGACACUGUAUCUUUACCACUUGCACUCAAGUAAGAAAAUUCCGAGAACCAUACGUCAGGAGGAAGAUUGAAGGCAUCUGGUAACACUGAGUAUUGUCAAGAAAGAAAGCCCAUCACGGGGGAACUGUAUUUCCCAUGUCAACGGAGCGGAGUCGUAUACUGUAAAUUACUGUGCUAUAUUCCCAUUGUCAACGAGUGGGACGUAAACUAAUAUUACCCG
Boeremia exigua is the source of this 1775-nucleotide messenger RNA. Its product is annotated as nucleotide-diphospho-sugar transferase. Gene Ontology annotation, cellular component: endoplasmic reticulum membrane. The record is from RefSeq and is a predicted model, not a curated record. The transcript is spliced from 3 exons. Bases 175 to 1419 code for a protein of 414 amino acids. NCBI's taxonomy places the organism in Eukaryota, Fungi, Ascomycota, Dothideomycetes, Pleosporales, Didymellaceae.